AUGGAAAAUGUUGACACCUCAGUCCAUCCUGUUAAACCAGGCUUCAUAGGAGCUGUGGCAAGGAUAACAUGCAAGGCAGUAGACAAGCAUGGAUUUGUGACAGGUAGCUACACUGUGAUGAGUGACACAGAUAAAUCAGGAUACUUCUUGGCAAAGAUGUCCUUGACAGAGAUCAAAGAAGUUGGAAACAUCACAGAGUGCAAGGGAUACCUUGACAUGUCUUCAUUGAUCUCAUGCAGCAUUCCCACCAAUGUCAAUAAGGGGAUCACCGGAAGCCCUCUUGCCGGCCCUCGCUACCUUUCCCAUAGCAAGACGCACUUGUACACUGUGGGGCCAUUCGAGUACAUCCCGGUGUUGCCACUCGGCCACUAA
Macadamia integrifolia is the source of this 372-nucleotide messenger RNA. Its product is annotated as protein SEED AND ROOT HAIR PROTECTIVE PROTEIN-like. The record is from RefSeq and is a predicted model, not a curated record. The transcript has 2 exons. The coding region runs from base 1 to 372 and encodes 123 amino acids. Lineage: Eukaryota; Viridiplantae; Streptophyta; Magnoliopsida; Proteales; Proteaceae.